CAGAACUUGAGUAGUACUCUACAUUACACGGAGGAUAACUCCGACGAAGCAUGGAACUUUGAACGAUGCUGAAUUAUACUGGGGAUUUCAGUGCCAAAACCAGCUACCACAUUGGGUUGAAGUCCGACACGCAUGAAAAGACAGCGUCGGGGGGAAGUUGCUCCGACGCCAUCGCGUUCAAAGAGUCUUGGUCCGCGUCGUCGAUGGGGUUGUGGUCCAAGUCAAUCACAAGGGGGGCUUGAUCACCAUCUUGCUGUCGCUGUUCCAGGGAAUGAAGAAAGUUCGCCGCCCCAGAAAUGGAGAUAUCAUUGCGGCGCAUCGACAGCGACCGCAAUCGCGGAGUCAUUCGCAUAACAUACCCGAGAAAGAGCACACCACCGUCGUCAAUGUCAUUCGAGUCAACAGACAGUUCCGUGACAACUGUGUCUCCUAAGAAGUGGGCCAAAAAACUGCAGCCGAGGGACCCCAUACCCACGUUGUUCAGCAAGAGUGUGGUGACAACAGACAUGCGAAGACUGACGGCAGCUAAAGCGUGAGUUCCACCCGGUCCAAUUUGCGGAUUGUCCGACAAAUUCAACCACGUGACGGUGGAGUUACGCAGGGCAAUAGCCAACGCCCUGACGUCUUCGCUACCGAGAUCGCAUCGUGUCAAACUGAGUUGCCGUAAUGCUAAUGGCACCGAGCACUCAAAGUUUUCCAAGCGGGGAAGGGGCUGGUUGUGGGCAGAAAGCGAUCGAAGAGUUGGACACGUCCAUAACGCACGGUAGAAGUGGGAAAGGACCUUGGGGUUGGAUGGAAGUAUCCAAUUGCUCAGGCCAAAUCUGGUCACGGGUUGGGUGGCUAGCCAGUGGGUGAGGGACGAGAGUCCUUGUGGGGACAUGGUGGUCGGGUGGUUUGACGGCUCGGACGUCACAGGAUCAAGAGUCGACACGUCUUGAAGACACAGCUGUGUGAGCUUGGAGUCGCGGAUGAAUGCCAGUAGAUUAUCGGGGGAUGACACGCAGGCAUGGCUCAGGUCGAGGGAUGUUAGGUAGGUCAUCAGUGGCAGCACCUCUAGCAGAUGGUUCAUCGAUUGAGGACGCCCGACAAGUCGACCUUGUAGCCAUGUCAGAUGGCCAAUGGGGAGAGUUGCAAGCUGGCGGUACCAAGCCUGAAGCGGCACGUCGACUUCGUUGGCCAGAGGGCACGUGUAGAGGGCCAGCACGUUCGUGGUGGCAACACAGCCACGCAGGAUGUCCAAGUCGAAGACAGCGUGGACGUGUAUUCGUUGAAAGUACGAUCGGUCGGGCUGGAGGCUCGCAACCCUGAACGCGCUCACUUGAUCGAGAUGCAAUUCCGGCCACAGCAUGUGGAACGGCGCGUGGAAGGACGCCGUCCACAGAUGCUGAAGGUGCCCCAGAGAUGUCGAUGUGCCUUGGAAUGCAUCCAGGUAGUUGAAGAAGUCUACUGCGUCUGGUAUGAACAACGCGACGCGCUGAACCGCAUCCGGCGGAAGCGUGAUGCCAUGUGCUGAGGCGGUCGUCACCUUGGCCUUCUUCAUCGUGAU
This is a messenger RNA of Aphanomyces astaci, 1546 nucleotides long. RefSeq lists its product as hypothetical. The coding region runs from base 1112 to 1513 and encodes 133 amino acids. The record is from RefSeq and is a predicted model, not a curated record. Lineage: Eukaryota; Oomycota; Saprolegniomycetes; Saprolegniales; Verrucalvaceae. The transcript has a single exon.